AUGUUCCCCGUACGGGUGGCGGUGGAAACAGUUCGGGCGCAGCAUUGUCUUUCAUGCGCUCAUGACGGUCAUAUACUGGUUGACACCUAUGCUAUUGUAUCUGGAACUACAGUAUUGAGUCAACUAGUUGAGACGGUUCUGUCAGCUCUUGGACAUCCACAACUCGCUCUCAAUGCUCGAGGUCUGGUACAAGUAAACAACUGGAAAGCGCUUCCAUUUGAGCAGAUCACCGACAAUCCGGAUGAGACUGUCCAUUCGCUGUUCAAAGACAUUUCCGGCCAUAUUACGCUGCGGAUACUCACAAAACCUAUCUCAUCCGAUUCGGCCAGCACACAAUGUAUAACGGAUCUCAAGCAGCGACUUCUAAAGACGGCUGUCUCGAAGAAUCCGCAGAUUCUGAACAGUGUGGAUAAUCAGCAGAUAAAGGAGCUUAUCAAUCAAGUAAUUGCCGGCGACGAUCCGGCUAUCUUGAACCACGAGCAGAUAAACUCAAUCAACGAAUGGUUGGAAACACUCGAUCAAGGCGAUGAACGACGAAGUCCGAUCGCACAAACUCGUUUCAAUCAGCUGUUCGAGGUGCCGAAGUUGGAAAAAUGGUUCAAGACUGAUUCGAGUCCAAGCCGUCAAAAGCUUCUCAACUAUAUGAAUAUCCUCAAUGGAAGCAGUUAUCGUCGAAAUCACCAGAAAAUCAGUUAUCAGCAGAUCUGUAACUGGUUUGCUAACCAACGAGCAUCGUCACGUCGACCAGCGUUAGCCGCCGCUCAUACACAGGUUAAUCAGCAGGUGGGUGAGGUACCCAGCAUUCCGACGAUGUUGCCCGAUUUUCGGCCCAAGUUCGAUUUCAACAACAUUAUCGAAAGCUGCCAGAAAAGCAGUAAUGGAGACGAAAGUCGCAUCGAUGGUGGUUCGGAUUCGCCGACACCGAAUGACGAUGAACUGCACAGUAAUAGUGACGGAGCGGAAAUGUCCACAUUCCCUCACAUAAAGCAGGUCGGUGAGGAAUCAACCGCCUCUUCACCGGACUUGUCCGUGAUAAAUUCCAUCGCUAGCUCAUCUCCGAAACAUAUUCCAAAUGAUCUCUCCAUGGGAAACAAUUUAAGUGGAAUGGGAAUUGGAUCUCAAGCAGCCCGUUCACGACUGAUGUUUGAUCCAUUGACGGAGUUGCCGAUUCUAGAAAAAUGGUUCGAAGAGAAUCCACAUCCGACGUGGAUGCAAAUCGAUCAAUAUACACAAAUGUUGAAUGGAUGUCCGUACAGAGAGAACUAUCCACAUAUCAGUCAGCAUAAUGUCAAGAUUUGGUUCAAAAAUCGCCGCGCCAAAUGCAAACGUAUGCAGACCGGCAUGGUUGAAAAGCUGGAGAAAUUAUUUGCGUGA
This is a messenger RNA of Ostertagia ostertagi, 1374 nucleotides long. NCBI's taxonomy places the organism in Eukaryota, Metazoa, Nematoda, Chromadorea, Rhabditida, Trichostrongylidae. The record is from the annotation of a GenBank genome assembly.